AGAGAGUAAUAGUUCUGAAACUUCAUCCAUACAACCCAAUAAAAGGUAUUCUUUGAAGAGUAAGGCUAAGAAUAAAUACCAAUCCUCUCAGAAUUCUCUUUCAUCUUUGGACUAAGGUUAAGAAUCUUCUUUCCAAAUUCUUUAAUCUCAAGGUUAAGAAUCUUUUUAUAGGGUCUUAUGGCAUGCCUCAAGAACAAGAAUUGCAUUGUCAUCCAAAGGGUUUAUCUUUUUGACACUUUUGAGCUACAAAAAGGUUGGGCCAUACCCCAUUCUUUUCUACAAAUGGAGUGCACUUUCCUUGAUCAUCUUUCCACCAGAAUUAUGGGUUUCUGUUAUUUCUUUCUAUGGCUCCUCCUCCUCUUCUCCGUCAUUUCUUCCAAUGUUUUCACAGUGUACGCAUUCAAGGGAACAUACGGAGUAAACUACGGUAGGAUAGCAGAUAAUUUACCUUCACCACGCAGCGUGGUGACGCUUCUGAAGGCAGCCAAGAUUAAAAAUACCAGAAUCUACGACGCUGACCAUGAAGUCCUCAAGGCCUUCAAGGGCUCUGGCAUUGGAAUAAUUGUUGGACUUGGCAAUGAGUAUUUGAAAGAAAUAGCUGUAGGAGAGGAUCGCGCCAUGAAUUGGAUAAAGGAAAAUGUGCAGCCAUUCCUUCCUGGAACAAAUAUUGCCGGAAUAGCAGUGGGAAACGAGAUCUUGGGGGGCGAUGACCAUGAAUUAUGGGAGGUUUUACUGCCUGCGGUUAAAAAUGUUUAUGAUGCGCUUCGAAGGCUGGGUUUGACGAAGGUUGUCGAGGUUUCAAGCCCACAUUCAGAGGCCGUCUUCACCAAUUCCUUUCCACCAUCGGCGUGCGUUUUCAGGGAAGAUGUUUCUAUAUACAUGAAACCACUGUUGCAGUUCUUCUCAAAGAUUGGUUCUCCUUUUUACAUAAAUGCCUACCCUUUUCUAGCCUACAAGAGUGAUCCUGAGCAUAUUGACAUAAACUAUGCUCUUUUCAAAUCAAAUCAGGGAAUUCUUGAUUCAAAGACUAAUCUGCAUUAUGAUAACAUGUUUGAGGCUCAGGUUGAUGCAGCUUACGCUGCAUUAGAAAAGGCUGGGUUUCCCAAGAUGGAAGUCAUCGUUUCUGAAACAGGCUGGGCUUCUCGCGGGGAUGACAAUGAAGCAGGUGCCAGUUUAGAAAAUGCCAGGACUUACAAUCGUAACCUGCGUAAACGGCUAGCUAAAAAGAAGGGAACACCAUACAGACCAAAGUUUGUGGCAAAAGCGUAUAUUUUUGCACUGUUCAACGAAAAUUUGAAGCCCGGGCCAACUUCUGAGAGGAACUUUGGAUUGUUUAAACCUGAUGGAAGCAUUUCUUAUGAUAUCGGAUUCACCGGGCUUAAGGAAUCCUCUGGAGUUUCAUCUUUCAUUCAUUUCAAGGUUAUUGGAGCAUAUGGUUGGUUGGGGUCAUCCUGUGCAUUGCUUCUUACAACUUGUAUCACACUAGUGCUCCUAAUCUCAGCUUCUAUUGGGCUUCAGAGAGUAAUGGCAAUGUUUAAUAUUGGUGUAACAUUUGGUUUUGCCAUGAUGGUUCUGUUUCAACGCUCUGUGGCACAAACAGUGCAUGUGGUCGGAGACAACAUGGGUUGGACUGUUCCACAGGCCGGUGGUGCUCAGGCAUACAUUACCUGGGCUACUGGCAAGAACUUCAUGGUUGGUGAUACCCUAACUUUUGAUUUCACCACCAACAAUCACGAUGUUCUCCGAGUUCAAAAAGAAUCCUUUGAUGCAUGCACAUCUUCAAACUCUAUUGGAGACGUAAUUUCUACUGGUCCUGUUAACGUUACCCUUGAUUCUACUGGAGAUCACUACUAUAUCUGUACUAUUGGCAGGCAUUGUCAAUCUGGACAGAAGUUAGCUAUCACAGUCUCAUCACGCACAACAAGCGCAUCACCACCCUCCACCACCCCUAGACCACCUCCACCACCAAGUCCUACAGCUACUCCUUCACCGUCUUCCAAUAAUACCUCGGAUGGUUGUGCUCCAACACCAACACCAAGCCCCACAAGCUCAAUGACUCCAGAGUCACUUCCAACUAUCCCUUCUCCACCUGGUUCAUCGUCUUCUAUUGUUUUGGCAAGUUUCUUGAUGACCAUGCUAGCUGUUGUCGUUGGUUUGGUAUUUUAAGAUUAUGGAGAGGCUUAUAUAUAGUUAAUGCUUUUAAUUAAUUAAUUUUUAUAUUUAUUUUGGCAUUAUUAUCUACAUUACCCACUUCCAUUAUUAAU
This is a messenger RNA of Populus euphratica (Euphrates poplar), 2264 nucleotides long. Its product is annotated as glucan endo-1,3-beta-glucosidase 14-like. The record is from RefSeq and is a predicted model, not a curated record. Gene Ontology annotation, biological process: carbohydrate metabolic process. NCBI's taxonomy places the organism in Eukaryota, Viridiplantae, Streptophyta, Magnoliopsida, Malpighiales, Salicaceae. The coding region runs from base 178 to 2166 and encodes 662 amino acids. Gene Ontology annotation, molecular function: electron transfer activity; hydrolase activity, hydrolyzing O-glycosyl compounds. The transcript has 5 exons.